Molecule: messenger RNA, 555 nt
Organism: Liolophura sinensis
Lineage: Eukaryota; Metazoa; Mollusca; Polyplacophora; Chitonida; Chitonidae
Exons: 3
Coding region: 1-555 (184 amino acids)
Molecular function (GO): zinc ion binding; RNA binding
Source: RefSeq, a predicted model, not a curated record
AUGACAACUGAAGGUCAAGGCAAAUAUUUUGAGAAAGGAUUUUGGUGGAUCUUACCAGAGUUUUCAGAAGCAGCCGACAAUGAGCUGGGCAGCACGUCCCACAAUUCCUCGUCCCGGAAUACACUGUCUGGACUGGUCCAGAACUGGGCCGACUUUGUGCGAUGCUCAACUCCCCCAACCCGUGAUGACCUCCAUGAGCUUGUUCAGUUAAUGAAACAGAUGUUAACUCAUCAGUUCCCAGUGAAUGGUCAGUUCCCAGUCAGUCGGUUCUCAGUCAGUGGAUAUGGGCCUCUCUACUGCGCCUUCUGUCGGCAGAACGGAGAGACGGAGAUGUACUAUCUUUCCCACAAGCUGAAAGACAGAUUUGGAAACGUCACCUGCCCUGUUCUACGUGCGUAUGUUUGCCCGCUGUGCCGCGCCACUGGGGACGUGGCUCACACCAUCAAAUACUGCCCACUUGGGGACAAACAAGCCUCCAUACCGUUGGCCAAGAUGGUACACUCCGGGAGGAAUUGCAGCGGCAAGAAGCGAUAUCGGAUGCACCGUUACACCUAG